UGAGCAGACAGACAUUGAACAAAGUUUCUAUUAAGUUAAAGUAGAGACUCAUCGCAUAAUUAAUAAUGUCUGCUAUUGUCACUAAAGCCACUUCAUUUGUUAACGGUAUAAUUGCCAAAUCCACUCAACUUACCAAUGGGGCUGUUUAUUGGGGUAAAGUUACUGCUGAAGUUGGAAAAGUUGUAUACAAGAGUGAAGGAUUAGCUCCACCAUCAACUGUUCAAUUUCAACAAUUUUAUCAAUCAGCUUUUAAAUUUAUUCAAUCUCCAGAACAACAAAAGGCUUUCCUUCAAAAAGCCAUUAAAUUUAGACCCGGUAAAGAAUGUGCUGUUAAAGCUGGUGUUUAUGGUACUCAAUUAUUAGCUUUCUUUUCAGUUGGUGAAAUAAUUGGUAGAAGAAAUGUAUUUGGUUAUCCAGCUGUUGGAGCUCACCAUCACUAGAUGUGAAUAUUUAUAAUUAUAAAUAUAAAUAUAAUAUUAUUUAUUAUUUAUAUUUAUAGUUAUAUUUUACAUAUAUUAGCAUUGUAUAAUACGUGGAAAUGUACAGGUACUCUUUAGAUAAGGUAGAUAAGGUUCAAAUUCACGAAAAUGAUCCAU
Scheffersomyces amazonensis is the source of this 596-nucleotide messenger RNA. RefSeq names its product F1F0 ATP synthase subunit g (gene ATP20). Lineage: Eukaryota; Fungi; Ascomycota; Pichiomycetes; Serinales; Debaryomycetaceae. Gene Ontology annotation, molecular function: proton transmembrane transporter activity. The transcript has a single exon. The record is from RefSeq and is a predicted model, not a curated record. Bases 66 to 440 code for a protein of 124 amino acids. Gene Ontology annotation, biological process: proton motive force-driven ATP synthesis.